AUGAGGCCUUUCAGAGACUGUGAACACAGACAGCCAGUCUUCAUCCUGGAGGGAAAGGCCCCAGUCGAGUCCAGCAGGGGGGAUGGAGGUGGCGGGGAGGCUGGUUCCGUCAGCCCCGGCCCUGCGGCUCUGCCUCUGACCCAGACGGAGAGCCCCGGACCCUGGCAGAGCGAGAGCCUGCUGGCAGAGUCCUGGUCCACGAUGGGCGACAUGGACCACGAGGACACCAAGAGCCUGGACAGCAAUGACGAAGUGGUUCUGGGUGGGGAGGAGAACCACUCUUUCAACUCCGACAUGGUCCACCUGGAGCGAGAGGAAGCCGAGUUGCUCGAGGAAGCAGAAAAGGAGGAGGGGGCGAGGAGAACAGAGGAAGAGGAAGAGGAGGACGAAGAGCUGCAGACAAGCAUGCUGAGUGUUUUAGGUGGGGAGAGGGAGCUGAGUGAGCUCAGGGAGGAGGAGCAGGAGCUCCAUGCCCCAGAAACUGAGGAGCUCCUGGUGUCAGCAGAGGAGCCUUACGUGGAGAAGAAGCCCGCAGAGUUCAUGCAGGUGGUUCCCCCGAUGGCGCUGCCUCCUCUGCCUAUCGUCAGGCUGGAUCCCCCCUCUACCACGUCCACCCCAGUCCCUUCAACCACAGCCUCUGAAGCGGAGGAGCUUUUCUCAACUCAGGGGCUCCACCCUCCUUCUAUCCUUGCACGGAUGGCGGAAGAGCCUUCUUCAGAGAGUCUCGAGCAACUCAAAUUCUCACAGAUUCCCCUCUCGGAUGUUGAGGAACACUCAGCCAAAGCCUCUCAAGAAACACCAGAAAAGCCGGAGCCACCAAAGGCCACUGCUCCCAAGACUCCCAAACCUCUGAGCUCCACUGAGCUGCUGUGUGGAGGUGCUGCUUUAGUUGCUGUUGUGGGAGUAGUGGCAUAUGGUGCUGUGGCCUACUGCAGAAAGUAGUCUCCUUUAACCCCAAAUCACCCUUUCAACACAGGUUUUUAAAUCUAUUCCAAAUGAAAAUAUUUUACUACACUCUCGGGAUUCUGGAUUUUACUCUUUGACACUCUUUGUAUUGUAGUUAUUAUAGGACACAUACUUUUGAUUUUGUGCUACCUCAGCUCACUACAGAGCUUAUGGCCUUUGUUUUUCUGUAUACAAUAGACCUCCAAUCUCUAAAAUGUAAACCUGGAAUGUAAAAUCAUGUAAAGGGUAGAAUUUUAAAGAAUCCUGAAACUUGAAA
This is a messenger RNA of Sander lucioperca (pikeperch), 1222 nucleotides long. Its product is annotated as neurofilament medium polypeptide-like. Gene Ontology annotation, biological process: apoptotic process. The transcript has 3 exons. The coding region runs from base 1 to 942 and encodes 313 amino acids. The record is from RefSeq and is a predicted model, not a curated record. NCBI's taxonomy places the organism in Eukaryota, Metazoa, Chordata, Actinopteri, Perciformes, Percidae. Gene Ontology annotation, cellular component: mitochondrion.